Messenger RNA from Monoraphidium neglectum, 876 nucleotides. Its product is annotated as fused. Lineage: Eukaryota; Viridiplantae; Chlorophyta; Chlorophyceae; Sphaeropleales; Selenastraceae. The transcript has 9 exons. The coding region runs from base 1 to 876 and encodes 291 amino acids. Gene Ontology annotation, molecular function: protein kinase activity; ATP binding. Gene Ontology annotation, cellular component: cytoplasm. The record is from RefSeq and is a predicted model, not a curated record. Gene Ontology annotation, biological process: protein phosphorylation.
AUGCAGUUUGAGAACGACCCGCAGCUGCAGAAAUACUAUGUCAUCGAUCUUGUGGGGGAGGGGUCGUUCGGGAAGGUGUACAAGGGCCGGCGGCGCUGCACGGGGCAGAUCACGGCCAUGAAGUUCAUUGUGAAGCAGGGAAAGAGUGAGAAGGACAUCAAGAACCUGAGGCAGGAAAUCGAGAUCCUGCGCCACCUGCGCCACGAGAAUAUCAUUCAGAUGCUGGAUGCAUUUGAGACUAAGGACCACUUUGUGGUUGUCAUGGAGUUUGCCCAGGGGGAGCUAUUUGAGGUGCUGGAAGACGACCAGUCACUGCCAGAGGAGGUGGUGCAGAACGUGGCAAAGCAGCUGGUCCACGCAUUGCACUACCUCCAUUCCAACCGCAUCAUCCACCGCGACAUGAAGCCCCAGAACAUCCUCAUCGGCGCCAACGGCGCCGUCAAGCUUUGCGACUUUGGCUUUGCGCGUGCCAUGAGCUGCAGCACCAUGGUGCUCACCAGCAUCAAGGGCACGCCGCUCUACAUGGCGCCAGAGCUGGUGCAGGAGCAGCCCUAUAACCACACGGUCGACCUCUGGUCACUGGGUGUCAUCCUGUAUGAGCUGUACGUGGGGCAGCCACCCUUCUACACCAACAGCAUCUAUUCCCUCAUCCACCACAUCGUCAAGGACCCCGUGAAGUUCCCCGAGAAGAUCUCGCCAGAGUUCAAGUCCUUCCUCAAGGGGCUGCUCAACAAGAGGCCCGGGGACAGGCUGGGGUGGCCUGAGCUGCUGGAGCAUCCUUUUGUGCGCGAAACGGAUGAGGAGCGGCGGCGGCGUGACCUAGCGCUGGCAGAUGCAGUGGAGCUGGCGGACAGCAGCAGGGCCUGGAAGCGGUGA